UAAGUGACAAGCAUGGUCAAAUAAUAAUCAUGAAUAAUGAAUAAUCAAACAAUUCUGGGAAUGAAGUAUCAACAUUGAGCUCACAGUUAAAGGGAAACUGUCAGUGAUUCAUGUUUAUUAUAAUGUGAGUCAAAACGCUAAAGAAUUUGUAAUACAAUUGAAACUAUAGCCUACAACCGUUUUCGGUUUGUAAUUGAAACUGUAGCCUACCGACAAUUAGGUGGAUAUCCUCAUAUUAAAUAUUGUCGUAUGUUUCCCUCAGUAUCCUAUCGGGUCUUCUUAUGAUUCAUAACGCCCGUGAUUCCAGCAACAUUUAUUAAGUAGAAUGAUUGAUUUCCGUGUCAAACGCAGUCUUUAACAAAAAUAGAGACAACACUGCUAGACGAGAAAAUUGACAUGUAGGUCGUGCGCCCUCCAUUUUUGUGUUGAGGGAACUGUACACCCUCCUAUCACAUAGUAGGCAGCAGACAGUGGAGCUAAAAGACGCACAGCGCAUCCGCUUGCCUCCCCAUUGACGUCACUUUGGUAUCACAUGAACGAGAAGGGACCAAUCCAAGUGGCUCUAUCGAAGUGCUUGGGUUCUUUCACGAAGAUAGAAGAAAAAGACAGUAAAAAGGAACCAUGCCAAUGACCGUUUAAAGACCAAAAACACGAAGAAACACGUCGCCUUUGGAUUUGGGUGUUUUGUAUCAAAGCUACGUGACUUGUAUGAGUUCAAUCUGUGGAAGAUGUUAUCUGGACUGGGGCUGGCAGAAUGGACAUGGCCCGAACAUAUUGAGUAGCUCUUUGGGGGUGCUAAACGCGGACAGGAUAGACAUUACAGUGGGAAUGGUGUGGAUAUAGGAUUAUUUGCCUAUCCAAUAACUGCUCUUUUACUUUUCCGUUCUGAAAUACCCCCAUCAAAGACUCUUUCAUGGCUUUUCUAUCAGUGGCUCCGCCGUGUCUGUUUUUCGCCCACAACACUCUUUUAACAAUUGAGGUCGUAUCGCGGUAGCUUUGCUCCCAAGGUUUACAAUCCAACUGGCUUUUCUUUUUAAAUAUAUAUUUAAAAAACGAAUAUUAGAUAGGCCUACAUUGUUACCUAUAGGAUAUUUUUGCGACUAGUUGAAUAUGGAUUUUAACAGCAGCGGCGAGGGUAACGAGCUACAUAAUAAACAAUUCUAUCAAUCUGAGGAGAGCAAGCCUUUGCUGGGGGAGAUGUCUGCGUCGACGCCACCCGAGGGGAAUAAUAUUAAGUUAGGCGCCGGGCCGUGCAAGAGAACCCUUCUCCAUUGCAGCAGCGGGAUGCGAUAUAAACUACUACAGGAGGGGGACAUCCAGGUGUGUGUGGUGAAACACCCUCGGACCUUCCUCAGCAAAAUUCUAACCUCAAAAUUCUUACGGAGAUGGGAACCGCACCACCUCACCUUGACAGACUGCAGCCUGGCGUCUGCGACGCCCACGGGGUACAUGGAGGCUGCCCUGUCCUACAGUACCAUAGAGGACCUGCAGCUGCUCUCCUGGGAUAAUGCCCCCAAAUAUUGUGUGCAGCUCAGCUUCCCCGGGGGCACCGUCCUCCUGCAGGCAGCCAACAGCUAUCUGCGGGACCAGUGGUUUCAUUCCCUGCAGUGGAAGAAAAAGAUCUAUAAGUACCGUAAGGUUCUGAACAACCCGAGUCGCUGGGAGGUGGUUCUGAAGGAGAUCAGAUUGCUGGUGGACAUGGCCCUGACCUCUCCCCUGCAGGAUGAGUCCAUCCACCAGGCCCCGCUGCAAAUCAUCUCCACCCUGCUGGCCGAGAACACCAACCUCAGCUCUCAGGACCAUGAGAACAUCAUUGUGGCCAUCGCUCCUCUCCUGGAAAAGAACCACCCUCCACCGGACCUGUGUGAGUUCUUCUGCAAGCACUGUCGGGAGCGUCCGCGGUCGAUGGUUGUGAUUGAAGUGUUCACCCCUGUGGUCCAGAGAAUCCUCAAACACAACAUGGACUUUGGGAAAUGCCCCAGACUGCGUCUCUUCACUCAAGAGUACAUCUUAGCUCUAAAUGAGCUCAACGCUGGGAUGGAGGUCGUGAAGAAAUUCAUUCACAGCAUGCAUGGUCCCUCCGGGCAAUGCCCUCACCCCCGCGUCCUGCCCAACCUGGUGGCAGUGUGCCUGGCUGCCAUCUACUCCUGCUACGAGGAGUUAAUCAACAGCCGGGACAACUCCCCAAGUCUGAAGGAGAUCAGGAACGGCUGCCAGCAACAGAAUGAGCGUAAACCCCCCCUGCCACUCCGCCUGCUGCGCCCAGAGCCCCCCACACCUCCACCAACGGCCCUGCUGCCCCUCUCCCCUCCCCCCUCAGCCAUCGUCAACUCCAGUGAGAUCCUGGUGGAGUUGGAACGCAACAACAACACUGCCAACGCCAGGCGGAAGGGCCCAGGGGGAGGCGACAGUGAGCCCAACCUGAUCGACUGUCUGCUGGUCAGCCCCGCCCUCAACGCCCUGUCAAUCCAGCUGCCUGCCCAGGCCGACCGCGUGUUGGGCUGCUUCGCACUCAUCCUCAAAAUGCUGUCUGACUACGAUGACUGGAGACCAGCCCUGGCCAGCCUGCUGCAGCCCAUCCCCUUCCCCAAAGAGGCCCUUGCACAUGCCAAAUUCACAAAAGAGCUGAAAUAUGUUAUUCAGAGGUUUGCAGAAGACCCCAGACAGGAGGUCCACUCCUGUCUGCUCAGUGUGCGCUCUGGAAAGGACGGUUGGUUCCAGCUCUACAGUCCAGGGGGUGUGGCCUGUGAUGAUGAUGGGGAGCUCUUUGCCAGCAUGGUCCACAUCCUUAUGGGUUCCUGCUACAAAACAAAGAAGUUUCUCCUGUCCCUGGCUGAAAACAAGCUCGGACCCUGCAUGCUCCUGGCUCUGCGUGGGAACCAGACCAUGGUUGAGAUCCUGUGCCUGAUGCUGGAGUACAACAUCAUCGAGAACAAGGACACCCAGCUGCAGAUCAUCUCCACCCUGGAGAGCACUCCGGUGGGCCUUCACAUGUACGAGCAGCUGUGUGACAGGCAGAGGGAGCUCAAAGAGCUGCAAAGAAAAGGGGGCCCAACCCGACUUACUCUGCCCUCCAAGUCUACGGAUGCAGACCUUGCAAGGCUACUGAGCUCUGGCUCCUUUGGGAACCUGGAGAACCUGAGUCUUGCCUUUACCAAUGUCACCAGUGCCUGUGCUGAACAGCUCAUCAAGCUGCCCUCUCUCAAACAGCUCAACCUGUGGUCCACCCAGUUUGGAGAUGCAGGACUGCGGUUGCUGUCUGAACACUUGGCAUGUUUGCAGGUGUUGAAUCUGUGUGAGACACCCGUGACCGAUGCUGGCCUGCUGUCCCUCAGCUCCAUGAAGAGCCUGUGCAGUUUGAACAUGAACAGCACCAAGCUCACAGCAGACACAUAUGAUGACUUAAAGGCAAAACUCCCCAAUCUGAAGGAGGUGGAUGUCCGCUACACCGAGGCCUGGUGAACACAUCCUGUAUGACAUCACUAGAACACCAACUCCCACAUCAUCCCAACAUGAGGAUAACCUGAUAUCAUCGGAACACAUAGCCUCUCUUACAUCAACAAUAAAAGGAUCCUCUCCCAUCUCUAGAUGAGGACACUUUUAUCUGGAGAUGACAUCAAAACGCCACGACCUCUAGUAACAUGUCCAUGGAAAAUUACUAUCUUUCUAGUGACAUCAUCAAAAUACAAGGACCUGUUCUUUCUUGUGAAAUCAACAUACAAGGACCUCCUUUUUAGUGACAUCAUCAAAAUGCAAGGACCCACUUUCUUGUGACAUAAGGGACCCUCUCUUGCUCUCGUUCUCUCUCAUGUGUGGUUGCUCACUCAGUCCCUGUCCACAUCCUAUUUGCCCUCAAUAGACUCGUCAUAGAUUUCCUCUGUGUUGUGUCAUAUGUACACAGAACAAAGUUAACAAAUGGUGGAUCUUGCCCCUUUCUCCCCUCUCCCUCUCCUGCUCUCUUUAAGGACCUUUGAGUUUAAAUUACCUCUCUUCCCUCCAUUUACUGGGAGCAAUUCUACCCUUGUCUGAUGAAGGCUGGAUAACCAGGUCACAUUCCAGUACAUUGUUUUGAUAUUGCCUCUAGUCAAUCCAAAUGUAGCUUUAAAAGACUAUUCAACUGUCA
Molecule: messenger RNA, 4123 nt
Organism: Salvelinus sp. IW2-2015
Lineage: Eukaryota; Metazoa; Chordata; Actinopteri; Salmoniformes; Salmonidae
Source: RefSeq, a predicted model, not a curated record